AGCCCAGCCUCGCUCUGUUGCAAAAGGAGAAAAGUCUCUCAGAGCCCCAUUUGCCCAGAUCCAGAGCCUUCGACCCAGAGAGCCAUGGCCUUGCUGUGCUACAACCGGGGAUGCGGGCAACAGUUUGACCCCGAAGACAACGGCCCAGAUUCCUGCCUCCAUCAUCCUGGAUUCCCCAUCUUCCAUGAUGCUUUAAAGGGAUGGUCUUGCUGCCGGAAACGUACCACCGACUUCUCCGAAUUCCUCUCCAUAAAGGGCUGCACAAAAGGCCGGCACAGCAACGAGAAGCCCCCCGAACCACAAGAAGCCCCGCUUACAACCAAGGACAAAGCAGCCACCGAGAUCAUCGUCCAGGGGCCAAAGUCGGCUGAGAAGAUGGAGCGCGAAAGGCCCAGUUCGGAUGAACCCAAGCAGCUCCUGCCAGUCAAAGUGUCCAAGACUCUGGAGCAAUCCCUGGAGAAGCUGGAGUUGUCCCCGAAGGAGGAGGCUGCAGGACAGGGCUCUGCGGGGGCCGCCUUGGAAGUGAGCCUUGGCACCACUUGCAAGAACUCCGGCUGCAAGGCGCUGCCCAGCAUGAAAUACUGGAGCUGCUGCGGAAUUAAAACCACAGACUUCAACGCAUUCCUGGAGCAAAAGGGCUGCAGCCGAGGGAGGCAUCUCUGGGUCAAAAAACAGCAGGACAAGAGGCUGGUCUCUUGCCGGCAGGACUGGCACCAAACCAGCAGCCAGGUGGUGGUCACCCUCUAUGCCAAGACUCCUCUUCCAGAGCUCAGUUCCGUCAAAGCCAACCGCACCUCGGUGGACAUCCACAUCGUCUUUGAGGGAGACAAGGUUUUCCAGGCAGAGCUGGAUCUCUGGGGGGUGAUCGAUGUGCAGAGAAGUGCGGUGAACCUGCUGCCCUCCAAAGUUGAGAUCACCUUGCAGAAGGCCCCCCCACUGACCUGGGCCCGGCUGGAGCACCCCCAGAGCAGAGCGGAGCCGCCCAAGGGGCCCGAGGUGGAGGCUUUGGACGGCCAAGGACCCCUUGGUGGCCCAGCAGAGGAGGAGUCAGAUGAUUCGCUGAGUUGGUCCUCGGAGGAGGAAGACUGGGAGGAAGGCAGCGCAGGCCCCAUCAGCUCCCAAUCCAGGGGGAACUGAGUCGAGGUGAAUCCAAGGCGAUGGCAGAAGGAGUCUGUGGGGCUAGGACUGAUUCCGAUGGUCGCCAGCAGAAGGAAAGAGACAUGGGCUCCAGGCAGCUGUGGCGCCGCAAGGACAUUCGCUAGGCAUUCGGAUAUUUUUGGAACUUUUGAGAACCCUAUAGGUCCUUUAGGAAAAUUUGAGAAUUAUAUACGUCCUAUAAGAACAUUUGAGAACCAUAUAAGUCCUUUAGGAAUAUUUGAGAAUGCUAUAGGUCCUAUAAGAACAUCUGAGAACCCUAUAGGCCCUGUAGGAACAUUUGGGAAACCUAUAGGUUGUCUAAGAACGAGAACCCUAUAGGCCCUGUAAGAACAUCUGAGAACCCUAUAAGUCCUUUGGGAACAUUUGAGAACCCUACAGAUCCUAUAAGAACAUUUGAGAACCCUAUGUGCCUUUUAGGAGUAUUUGGGAACUCUAUAGGUCCUAUAUGGGGAUUGGAGAAUUCUACAGGUCCUAUAGCCACAUUUGAGAACCCUAUAUGUCCUAUAGGAGCAUUUGGGAACUCUAUAUGGGAUUGGAGAAUUCUACAGGUCCUGUAAGAACAUUUGAAAACCUUUAAGUCCCUUAGGAACAUAUGAAACCCCUAUAGAUCCUUUCAGAACAUUUGAGAACCCUGUAAGUUCAUUAAGAACAUUUGAGAACCCUAUAGGUCUUUUAGAAACAUUUGAGAGCCCUAUAGCUCCUAUAGGAGCAUUUGGGAACCCUGUAGGACUUAUAUGAAGAUUGGAGAAUUCUACAGGUUCUAUAGCAACGUUUGAGAACCCUAUAUGUCCUAUAGGAGCAUUUGGGGACUCUAAAUAGGACUGGAGAAUUUUACAGGUCCUGUAAAACCAUUUGAGAACCUUUAAGUCCCUUAGGAACAUAUAAGACCCCUAUAGGUCUUUUCAGAACACUUGAGAACCGUAUAAGUUCAUUAAGAACAUUUGAGAACCCUAUAGGUCCUAUAGGCCCUUUAGGAGCAUUUGGGAACCCUGUAGGGCUUAUAUGGAGAUUGGAGAAUUCUACAGGUUUUAUAGCAACAUUUGAGAACCCUAUAAGUCCUAUAGGAGCAUUUGGGGACUCUAUAUGGGAUUGGAGAAUUCUACAGGUCCUGUAAGAACAUUUGAGAACCUUUAAGUCCCUUAGGAACAUAUGAGACCCCUAUAGGUCCUUUCAGAACACUUGAGAACCCUAUAAGUUCAUUAAGAACAUUUGAGAACCCUAUAGGUCCUUUAGAAACAUUUGAGAACCCUAUAGGUCCUAUAGGCCCUUUAGGAGCAUUUGGGAACCCUGUAGGGCUUAUAUGGAGAUUGGAGAAUUCUACAGGUUCUAUAGCAACAUUUGAGAACCCUAUAUGUCUUAUAGGAGCAUUUGGAGCUCUACAGGUCCUAUAGGGUGAUUUGGAUCCCUAUAGGAGCAUUUGGAACCCUAUGGGCCCUGUAGGAGGCUUGGGAUACCCUAUAGGACCCUAUAGUUCCUUAUGGCUCCUAUAAGGGCAUUUGGUGCACAUAUAUAAAUGCAGGUAUUGCAAAAAUAAAUGUUACAAAAAUCAGAAAUCUUCUGGCCCCAAGCAUUUUGAUUCAGGGAAACUGAACCUAUAAAAAGAUUUGAUGUGAAGAAUGGAAGGAUAGUUUUUAAAAGGUGGCAGUUUCAGCUAGCAGCUGUG
Anolis sagrei ordinatus is the source of this 2821-nucleotide messenger RNA. The record is from RefSeq and is a predicted model, not a curated record. Lineage: Eukaryota; Metazoa; Chordata; Lepidosauria; Squamata; Anolidae.